UGGCGGUGCGCUGUGGUUGGGCUUUAGUGGGACCCGACCGUGAGGAACAGUGUUGGCGACGCUGAACUACAACGCAGAGGCUCUCGGGAGGCCUGCACGGAGAUCUGUGGGAGGCGACAGGACUCGAAUGGGGCGAGGGGCCGCCGCUGUCCGCGGGAUGCUGAGCGCCCGUCCGUUCCCCCCAGCCCACCUAUGCCCGGCUACGAGCUGCCCGUGGGCACGUGCCUGGACAUGUGUCCGGCCGCCGAGCGCACACAGCGCGAGAAGGAGCGCCGCCUGCACCGCUUCGAGGUGGCGCCGGGGUGCCGCGGGGACCGGCCCCGAGCCGACCCGCAGCGCGCGGUGAAGGAGUACAGCCGGCCGGCCGCCGGGAAGAUCCGGCCCCCGCCGAGUCAGCUUCGUCCGCCGUCCGUGCUGCUGGCCACUGUGCGCUACCUGGCCAGCGAGGUGGCCGAGCGCACCGAUGCGUCCUGCGCGGAGGUGGCCAGCUUCGUGGCGGACCGGUUGCGCGCGGUGCGGUUGGACUUGGCCCUGCAAAGCGCGAGCGACGGCGAGACGGCGUUGGUGCUGGAAUCGGCUCUGGCCGUGCUACUGGCCGUGGUGGCGCGGCUCGGACCCAACGCGACGCACGGGCCAGUGGACCCAAUGUUGCUGCAAGCCCAGGUCCAGGAGAGCUUCGGUUCUCUUCGCCGCUGCUACGCGCUGGGCGCCGGCCCCCACCCCCGCCAGGCCACCUUCCAGGGCCUCUUUCUGCUGUAUAACCUGGGCUCAGUAGAGGCCCUCCACGAGGUUCUGCAGCUGCCUGCAGCUCUGCGUUCCUGCCCGGCCCUGCGCACCGCCCUGGCAGUUGACUCCGCCUUCCGGGAAGGCAAUGCCGCCCGCCUCUUUCGCCUGCUCCGGACGCUGCCCUACCUUCAGAGCUGCGCUGUGCAGUGCCACGUGGGCCGUGCCCGCCGGGGAGCCCUGGCCCGCCUUGCUCGUGCGCUCAGCACCUCCAAGGGCCAGACCUUGCCCCUGGGCUUCAUGGUCCACCUGCUGGCCCUGGAUGGGCCCAAGGAGGCACGGGACCUGUGCCAGGCCCACGGACUACCCUUAGAUGGACAGGAGAGAGUGGUGUUCCUGAGGGGUCAUUACACUGAGGAGGGGCUGCCACCUGCCGGGACCUGCCAGAUACUGGUGGGGAACAAACUUGGAGGGCGCACUCUGGAAGACGUGGUCAUGGCAGAGGAGGAAGAUGAGGCUGUGGACAGACCCAUGACCAAGAUAUGAAGAGGACUGUGUGGUCUCCCAGAGCCCCGAGUCGGGCUGGAGCACUCAGGUUUCUUUUUUCAUGAUUCCUGCACGAUACAAGGAACAACAGCUCGGCUUGAUUUAUUUGGGGAGGGCAGGGAGGAGUUGAGACGUGCUGGGGGUGUGGGGGAAGAGGAACCCAAACUGGACCAUGCCCUGUCCACCCUGGGCCUUAGUUUCCCUGCUGAUCACUGGGGGUGGCUCUGGCGGUCUCUGAGUUGACAUCUAAGAUUGGCAUUGUGUGUCCCAUCCUCACCCAUCUUCACCAAGAGCAGUUGGUAGUUUUGCCAUUCCCCUCAUCCCUGUCUCCUGUUCACCUUCUGCCGACCAGGAUCCAGCAAUAGGGAAAUUUUC
This is a messenger RNA of Budorcas taxicolor (takin), 1644 nucleotides long. RefSeq names its product SAC3 domain containing 1 (gene SAC3D1). Gene Ontology annotation, cellular component: centrosome; nucleus; spindle. The record is from RefSeq and is a predicted model, not a curated record. Lineage: Eukaryota; Metazoa; Chordata; Mammalia; Artiodactyla; Bovidae. Bases 193 to 1269 code for a protein of 358 amino acids. The transcript has 3 exons. Gene Ontology annotation, biological process: spindle assembly; centrosome duplication.